Messenger RNA from Phalacrocorax carbo (great cormorant), 3440 nucleotides. NCBI's taxonomy places the organism in Eukaryota, Metazoa, Chordata, Aves, Suliformes, Phalacrocoracidae. The record is from RefSeq and is a predicted model, not a curated record.
UUUAAACUGCUGCCUGCCUGUGCAGCAGCUGAAGAACUACAGAAUGGAUUUUAUAGACCAGAAUCCUCGGUUAAAACUGCUCAAAACCAUUUCUAUUACUGCCUAGCAACAAUGAAGGAAGGAAUAGAGGGAAAUCCUAUUACUGAAAGCAACUGAACCACUACGCGGUAGCACUCCCUGCUAACAUUACCGUUAGAAAUAUGGAUACUGAGGAGAAGAGAACACAGCGCUGCAUUGUCCGACAAGGGAAACACCAGAUGUAAAAGCUCCAAUACAUCGGUCGUGAACGCCAGACGGCCCUGAUCGGAACAGAAACGAGAACUACUGCCCUUUUGUUUGAAGGAUGAACAAAAAGCCCCAAGACAAGGACGACACUUAUGAGCAAGGAAGGUAACGCAGCAACGAGCAGACAGAUGGACAGAUUGGAUACUGUGAAAAAGCAAUCGCAGGAAGCAGGCUGUUGGGGGAUGUGCGCAUGUUCGAUAGCAUCUUUUUUGCUGAAGUGAUGGCGUGCCAAAACUAUUUUCCGUGGGUAUAAUCCUCGCACCAUAAAUGGCCUGACUAAGGAAGAGCAAGCCAUUUGCAGACGAUUACUCGACAAGAACAAAAGAAAAUGAAUACCAAAGAAUAGCAGUGGAUUAAAAAACAAUCAGAAAAGCAUUUUGCUUGGCCAUUGUCUCAUAUCCCAUCAUUGGAUUCUCACAACAUGCUUCAGUGGAGAAGACGACACUGCUGCUUUGCAAAGAUGACCUGGAAUACCAAAAGGUCUCUGUUUCGCACCCAUCUUAUUGGCCUGAUCUCUCUUGUAUUUCUUUUUGCUGUGUUUCUGUUCUUUAAUCACCACGACUGGCUGCCAGGCAGGGCUGGAUUCAAAGAAAAUCCCAUGGCUUACACUAUACGAGGAUUUAGGUCUACAAAAAGCGAGACAAACCACAGCUCUCUAAGGAAUGUGUGGAAAGAUGCUGUACCUCAGACGCUCAGGCCUCAAACAGUCACCAACUCCAACAACACGGACCUGUCGUUGCAAGGAGUAACUGGUUUGGAAAAUACACUCAGUGCCAAUGGAAGUGUUUACAACAAAAAAGGUACCGGGCAUCCAACCUCGUAUCAUUUCAAAUACAUCAUCAACGAGCCUGAGAAAUGCCAAGAGAAGACCCCUUUUCUAAUAUUACUCAUAGCUGCAGAGCCGGGACAAGUGGAAGCUAGGCAAGCUAUUCGACAAACUUGGGGUAAUGAAAGCCUGACACCUGGCAUUCAGAUUGUUCGUAUUUUUUUGCUGGGGUUAAGCAUCAAGAUUAACGGAUACCUCCAACGUACCAUACUAGAGGAGAGCAGACAGUACCAUGACAUCAUUCAACAAGAGUAUUUAGACACCUACUAUAAUUUAACCAUUAAAACUCUGAUGGGAAUGAACUGGGUUGCAUCUUAUUGUCCACAUGUUCCAUACGUUAUGAAAACUGACAGUGAUAUGUUCGUCAAUACUGAAUAUUUAAUACACAAGCUUCUGAAACCAGAGCUCCCUCCUAGGCACAAGUAUUUCACAGGUUAUUUAAUGAGAGGAUAUGCACCUAAUAGGAACAAAGACAGUAAGUGGUAUAUGCCACCUGAUUUGUAUCCAAGUGAACGUUACCCUGUAUUCUGCUCUGGAACUGGUUAUGUUUUUUCUGGAGAUUUAGCAGAAAAAAUCUUUAAAGUCUCCUUAAGCAUCAGACGUUUACAUUUAGAGGAUGUAUAUGUGGGGAUCUGUCUUGCCAAGCUACGAAUUGACCCUAUGCCUCCACCCAAUGAGUUUGUCUUCAAUCACUGGCGAGUUUCUUACUCCAGCUGUAAAUAUAGCCACCUAAUUACCUCCCAUCAGUUCCAACCUAGUGAACUGAUCAAAUACUGGAACCACUUACAACAAAAUAAGCACAAUGCCUGUGCCAAUGCAGCAAAAGAAAAAGCAGGCAGGUAUCGCCAUCGUAAACUGCACUAGAAAGAUGGACAACGCUCCCUCUGUCAAAUGUACUCCAUGUGCAAUUUGUAAAUACCGCUGAACGCAUGUACAGUGAAAAUGGAUGAGCUUAAUGGGACAGCCUUUAGUUGAUCCCCAUCACAUAGUGGAGUCUGAAAAUUAUUUUUUUAAGUUAAAAAAAGUAUAGUUCUUGAUAACACUAAUAUUAUGAAACCAUAACCAAAAGGUUUUCCCAACAAAUUUUAGGAAAAAAAGAAGACCGUAUAUAAAGAUUUUUGUGUUAAUGUGCAAUAAUAAGCAUGCACACUUUGGUGGUACAAUUGCUGAUUUAUGUGCCAAUAAAAUAUAAUUGAGCAUAUUUUCCACACUAAAAUUUUCUUUUUAAAAAAUGCAUUCAUAGCUCUAGUUCUUUUCAAUGUGAUGAUUUCUUGUUAUCUAGAAUUGGUAUAAAAGGAAAAAGGAAAAAAUCAGAAAUGCACAAAGGGCAAAUGAUUUCUACUUUCAAAUAUCACACUAAAAUUAUUAUACACAUUAACGUACAAUACAUUUAUAGCAAUGUCACAUUUAAAAUUUGGUAAGACACUACACCAAUGAACUCUGAAACACUAAGAAAGUACUUCCUUAAAGGAGGUCCGGUUUCAGGAAGGUUGUUUAUUUUGGUUCGGAAAAAGGGAUAAAUGAAAUCAAAGUUGCAAAAACUGCCGCUUUGCACAUCACUUUCGGAAACACAAGCGAUGUUCUAGAUUCAACCAUAGAGUCAACUAGAUUCUCCUCAGAGAGCUGACUAAAAGUUACUUAUUCUCUAGAAGUCACAGGGCAGGCUCCUAAAGUCCACUGCCAAGUAACAUUCAUCUUGGCAUCUUCAUGCAAAUUAAUUGAAUCUGCUAUUAAUUUCCUUACAUAACUUCAAGGCAGCUCAAAAGUUGAUAAAAAAUGCAAAAUGGAACUUCAGGUCUUUCACUGUAGUUUCAAAACAGUCUCGUUUGGUGGAAAGAGGGGAAAAAACCAACCAAGUCUUCACUGAUUUUGCUUUCCCCUGCCUACCAAAACCAAAGGAUCAUUCUAGUGAAAAAUAGGUCUGCUAGAGAAAACUAAGCCACACACCUUACUUUAUAGGUAGGGAAGACAAGGUCAUAAUCAGAUUGAGAUUUCCAGAUAGUGAAAUGGGCAAGAAGAAAACCUAAGCAAUUUUAAAAAUUAAAGCCACAACAUGUACCACUGAAAAAUUUUGAGAAGUAGGCUAUUUACAGGUUUCCAGUUUUCUAACAAACAGAACUCAAAGCAUAUUUUCCAACAGUUACAGCAAAGUUGUAUCAGAUUCAGGUUAUUACUGUUUGUCACAGUGCCAGGGUAAACAAUACCCACCUCUGAUUUAGCAGCACAUGAUGCAACUGUGAUUCAUUUUCUGUUUGACUGGGACUUUUUAAUUGGAUAAAAUACAAAUAUUUGAUGUACUUUUAUUAUUUAAUAAAAUUGAUUAUAUUUA